Molecule: messenger RNA, 1658 nt
Organism: Pseudogymnoascus destructans
Lineage: Eukaryota; Fungi; Ascomycota; Leotiomycetes; Thelebolales; Thelebolaceae
Exons: 2
Coding region: 165-1568 (467 amino acids)
Biological process (GO): regulation of mitotic cell cycle; protein phosphorylation
Cellular component (GO): nucleus
Molecular function (GO): ATP binding; cyclin-dependent protein serine/threonine kinase activity
Source: RefSeq, a predicted model, not a curated record
CCAACCUCACAUCGCAGGAAAUGGUUGUCGUGGGGGACUUGCCGCCGUAAGUGCUUAGGCAUUUUCGCGAUAAGCUAUCCCCAAGCUCCACCCAAAGUUUAUCUCGCGCCAGAGCCGGUCCGCACCAGCUUUCAACAACGACAGUCACCCACCGACCGACAUAGAUGGCAGGGCCAACAAAAUCCCGCUGGGCGGACGAUGAAGAGGAUCCUGCUCUAGAUACGCAGCGAAAACGCGAAAAGGAAGAAAAGAAGCGGGCAAAGGCUGAGAAGCAGCGGAAGGCUGAUGAAGCUGCUGCAGCUGCCGCCGAGCAACAGCGGCUAGAAGCAUUGCGCCGCGCACAAGAGACUCAUCCAGAGCAUGCUGAGCUAGCGAACCGGCCGGCAAAGAGGCGGAGAUUAUCUCCAGAGUUGGCAGGGGAGCUAAAGAGCGGACAGGCGAAACUGUUGAGGUUCCCUGGCUCGAAUUGGAAGAAAUGUCGCAGCGUCGAGGAUUUCGAGAAGCUGAACGACAUCGAGGAGGGAGCAUACGGAUGGGUAUCGCGGGCAAAAGACUCGAUUACGAGUAAAGUCGUGGCAUUGAAGAGGCUUAAAAUGGAGAAUGCACAAGAUGGUGUGCCAGUCACUGGGUUGCGAGAGAUCCAAACUCUGAUGGAUUGCUCACAUCCCAAUAUUGUGCGCCUACAAGAGAUAGUAGUUGGCGAGGACACCAGCAAGAUUGAAAACAUCUUCCUUGUCCUUGACUUCCUAGAGCACGACCUCAAAACCCUCCUCGAAGACCUCUCCGAACCAUUCCUCCCUUCCGAAACUAAGACCCUCUUCCACCAGCUGGUGUCGGGAGUUGCAUACCUUCACUCGAACUGGAUUCUCCACCGAGAUCUCAAAACGUCCAACCUUCUCCUCAACAAUCGAGGCAUCCUCAAGAUAGCGGACUUCGGCAUGGCACGGUACUACGGCGACCCCAGCCCGAAACUUACCCAGCUUGUCGUCACCCUCUGGUAUCGAGCCCCCGAGCUAUUGCUAGGCGCAGACAAGUACAGCACAGAUGUGGACAUGUGGUCUGUCGGAUGCAUAUUUGGUGAGCUGCUCACACGCGAGCCGCUGCUACAAGGGAAGAACGAAGUGGACGAGCUCUCGAAGAUCUUCGAGCUGUGUGGCAUUCCGACGGAGGAGUCAUGGCCUGGCUUUCGCCGCCUACCGAACGCGCGCAGUUUGCGCCUGCCUAAGAAUCCAGCUACGCACGGCUCGGUAAUAAGGAGCAAAUUCCCAUUUCUCACUACGGCAGGCAGCAACUUAUUGUCGAGCCUGCUGAGCCUGAACCCAGCAGGUCGUCCGUCUGCACAGGAGGUGCUGGACUCACCAUAUUUUAGGGAAGACCCGAAGAUGAAGAGUACGGCCAUGUUUCCGACCUUCCCUUCUAAAGCGGGAAUGGAGAAGAGGAGGCGGCACACACCGAAUGCACCUAUUCGCGGUGAUGCCCCGGGUCUGCAGAGUAUUGAUUUCAGCGGGAUAUUUGCAGGUCGGGAAGAGGAAGAGAAAGGUGGUGGAUUCAGCUUAAAGUUGAUAUAGCGUUUUUCUCCGAACGAGAUGGGAAGUUGGGAGGUGGAUAUACCCUGGGAAUGGACAUUGUAGAUAACCGGGAUACAGUAGAAUGCAACG